Molecule: messenger RNA, 528 nt
Organism: Phycomyces blakesleeanus NRRL 1555(-)
Lineage: Eukaryota; Fungi; Mucoromycota; Mucoromycetes; Mucorales; Phycomycetaceae
Exons: 1
Coding region: 1-528 (175 amino acids)
Source: RefSeq, a predicted model, not a curated record
AUGACGGCCACUAUUCGCAAUCAUCCUUAUCAUUUUGAACUCACACUACAAAAAUCAGGAGACCGCACUACUCCAACCACAACCAGCAAUUCUUAUCAUUCUUCCAACAAUUAUUUUACAUGGCUUGUUUUCAUGAAGGCCAAGUGGGUCCCGUUUGAUCCGAGCAAUCAGCACAAGUUAGAGCAGACCCUGAGUGUAGGAGGCACAUUUAUCGACAUUAACGACUCGAAUUUCCCGAGCGUACGAAGGGUGAGAGUGUUUCCAAAAUCAAACUACCUCAGCUAUCUUGGGGUCAAAUACCGUCUCUCUCGUGUGAUGCAGCCCGAUGUCUGGGGGGAUAGGUCUGAUCACACGGCCUUUACUAGCUCAACUCUUCAACACACACCACAUACUAUAUCAUCUCCUCUAGCAUCUCUAUCUCCUCUCACUCCCCUCUUAAGUAGCACCAUAUCAACCGACACCUGGAGUGAUGGUUUUUCUGAGCAGCAAAACCAAUGGCAUACUCCAGUACCCUGUACACCUUACUGA